Messenger RNA from Prorocentrum cordatum, 1692 nucleotides. The record is from the annotation of a GenBank genome assembly. Lineage: Eukaryota; Dinophyceae; Prorocentrales; Prorocentraceae.
AUGUCGUUCCGUACGACGUUGCUGGCGGUGUUGCCCUCAUCUUGCGCUGCCAUCUCGCACAAACAUGCGGCGUCCGCCCGCGAUGUUGGCUUCCUGGACGAGGUCACAGAGGAUGAGCUCAUGUAUGAGCUCAUGUCAGGUCUACCAGGCUACCUGGAGACUGACGGGGACGACUGCAAGAUGGCGGAGCAGGGGAGCCCGUGCUACGAAGAUGUGACCUGGCUCCAGACGAAAGGCUUCGAGAAGCACCCGGAGUGGUACCCAGGCUACACCGCUAGGUCCAGCUUCGAGGAGGUGCAGGACAUGCUCUACCGCCUCGGCAAGGCGCAGUGCCCCAAGCCUUGCUUCUCGAAGGUGCUGGAUGUGGACCACGGGGCCGAGUCCACCAACCUUGUGCUGAGCUCGGGCUGCGUGGAUGCGGUCGAGGGUGAUCUGUGUUACCGUACCGUCAGGUGGCUGAAAAGGACGGGCCUCGAGCAGCACCCCGACUGGUUCCCUACCCUCGAGGCCGGCUCCAGCACGGCUGCCAUACAGGCCGAGCUGCACCGCCAGGGCAAGUCCCAGUGCCCCAAGCCCUGCGAGCCCGUCGAGGCCCCGUCGUACCACGCCCUGAGCGCCAGGAAGUCCGGCCUCCGGGCGCGCGUGGGGUCGGAGGGUGCGGCCAGCUGGAUGUGGGACUUCCCCAAGGAGGAGGUGGUCCCGACCACGGAGGCGGGCAGGGCGGUGAUGCAGUGCCUCCGGAAGUUGCUGCACGUGACCCCGGAGAACUUCGACGACCUCAGGGCGGAGUGCGAGGGCCUCGUGCCAGCAGACGGCGCCACACAGCGUGACGCGCUGGUGAAGGAAUCCGUGAGGUUUAUCUCGUGGGCCCAGCACCACGUGGUCGACAUGAGAAUCCAGCGGAAGGCGGAGGAGGACGGCGUGUCGACCGCUUCGGAGGCGGUUAACCCGGCCGCGCAGGCCGAGGUGGGCGAAGAUGGUUGCAUGAAUGCGCUUCGCAACUCGGUGUGCUACACUGCAGUGUCCUACGGCCUUUCGGAGGGGAUCAGGAAGCACCCGACCAUGUACGAGGGCCUGUCCGAGCAUUCCAGCUUCGAGAAAGUCCAGGAGUUCCUGUGGCGCAACAACCGGCACGGCUGCACGAAGCCUUGUCCCAGGAAGCGGGUGGACAUCACCGAGUUCGACAAGCACCCCGAGAUGCUCACGUACAAGAAGAGUGUCGCAGACAUGAGCAUUGACGAAAUGACCAGAUAUAUCAAUGGCGAGUGGGACGGCUACCAGGCGAAGAUGUUCGACAAUCGUGAUGAUGAUCCCCUCCCGACAGCCAAUCCUAAGCCGGUAGCCGAGGAGACCAACGAGGAUAAGAGCGUCCAAGACAUGAGCACCGACGAGCUGGCCCGUGUCCUCGACGGCGACAUGGUUGCCUACAUGCCGAAGGAGGUUGCCAAUGACACCGAGCCCGAGAAGGCAGCCAACGACAGCGCAGAGGUGGCCAGUGUCUCCACGGCGAACGAUUCCACGCCGCUCUUCGCGGACAUCGCCUCGAUCAACAUGUCGCAGAUGUCGGAGGUCGCCAGUGCCGUCGAUGUACCCGCGCAGCCGGUUGCCGAUGCCCCCACGGUUGACGCCGUGGCAGAUGUUCCCGUGGAGCCGGUGGCUGAUGUUCCCACGGAGCAUGAGACCGCGGAGUAG